CAUAAAAUUUCUGGAAUCUUAUUACCUGAUUCUGGUCACCAAGCGUCGGCAAAUUGGAUGUGUAUGCGGUCAUGCAAUUUACAGUAUAGAUGAAAGUCAACUGGUUCCGAUUCCGCAUGUUUCUAUUCAAACCGAUGUUUCCCAUUCUAAGACCGAAUUGUGAUAUUUCAAACUUGAAUUUGUAGUCGGGGUCCUGGAAAAUUACUAAAAUGUUCUUAGAAUGAUGUCUUAUGAUCUUCCAACAUCCUUUGAGUUAUAUGUAUAUAUCAAUUAAACCCCAGUUUAAAUCUCAAAUCCUCAGCUUCUUCUAAACCAGGUAAUGCUAUUUACCAUACUAUUAUUUUGUAUAUCUCAGCAACUAUUUCAGUUUUACAAAUUAUGUAAAGGAAAUAUUAUCUAUGUUAUAUACUAGAACCGUUAAAGAGGACCUUCCACUUCCGGUAAUGGAAGGCUUGGAUACUUUAGUAGCUGUAAGUGAUAUCCCUUUUGUUGUAAAAUUGUUGGUAUUACUGAUGAUUAUCACAGUUUCAUUGAUAAUUUUUUUUUCCUACAGAAAACUAAAGCCCCACCAACACACAUUUAGCCAGAUCCAUAUGGUUUGAAAUUUAUUCUUCUCAGCGUAUGAGAACAUUUUUGUUUUUUUUUUUCUUAGAAAAGAAUAUGUUUAAUCAAAUCCUACAAUCUUCAGGGAAAGAAACCGAAGGAUGUAGUGAUGCGGUAAUAGAAAAGAGGACCGGUGAAGUGUCGAAUUUUCUUGACAUGUUAAGGAGUGUCUCUGAGGUUGGCAUUGAGGGAUCAAAAACUCAUGACACAGCAUCUCAUCCAGAAUGGAAAUUAAAGCAGGACAAUGAAGAGUUUCGUGUUAUGUAUCGCGAAGGGCCACAAGGCUCUCCCUUUCAUUCAUUACUUGUAGAAGGCUAUGUAAAUGGACCUUUAGAUGUUUGCUUAUGUAUUUCAUGGGAGUCAGCACUUUACAGGAAAUGGUGGCCUCAAUCGACAAUCCACGUAAUAAAACGAUUAGUUUUAUUUUAAGAAUCAUGUGGUAAAGCCUUUUUUAUUUAACAAACUUUCAACCUACUUUCCCAUGAAUUUGUUUAAAUUAAUAAAAAAUGACAGGACGUCGUAUAAAUAGUCAAAUAAAUUAUUUAUCUUUUAGUGUAUGUAUAAACUCCUUUAUAUGUUUAUGUUUGUUACUAUUUUUAUUUUUAUUA
Cannabis sativa is the source of this 1211-nucleotide messenger RNA. RefSeq lists its product as uncharacterized. The record is from RefSeq and is a predicted model, not a curated record. NCBI's taxonomy places the organism in Eukaryota, Viridiplantae, Streptophyta, Magnoliopsida, Rosales, Cannabaceae. The transcript is spliced from 6 exons. The coding region runs from base 622 to 1032 and encodes 136 amino acids.